GAAUUCAAAGGACCAAUCAGAUGUAAAGGAUUACAUUUAAAUCCUUCUUAGAAUUGUACAUUGCUUAAAUACUCACAAUGAGAAGCUCAGGAUGUAGAAAGUGAGGCAGAAAACAGUUUCUAGAUUCAAGAGGAAAUGCAUUUAGUCCUUUUCAGCCAAUCAGGAUGAUUUCUAUCUGAUGACCGUGUGACCAAACCUUUAAGGAGGAAGAAUUCAGUUGCAGUGCAAGAGAAGAGGGGGCUUCACCACCAUGAUGGGAGGACUCGCUCUUCUGCUUCUUUUAGGAACACUGUACCCGAUUGAAGCUGCAGAGGUUCAACAGGUCUCUUUGACGGAGGCUGAACUUGGUGGAAAUGUUACGUUUCAGUGUCCAGUUUCUGAGGAGGAAAAAUAUAUAUUCUACUGGUACAAGCAGCCUCUUGGAUGUACGAUCCAAACUGUUGCUACAAGAAUUUAUUCUCAACCAACACUUAGUCCACAAUUUAACAACUCACGAUUCAGAGUCACAGCAGGAGAGACUCAUUCUUUGACCAUCAUGAAUAUCAGCAAAGAGGACGAAGCGACAUACUUCUGUUUCUAUGGAUCACCAUUUUCACAUAGUUUUGGUGAUGGCGUCUUCUUGGCUGUGAAAGAUGGAAGUCUGCAGAAAUCCUUCCACGUGGAACAAAGUCCGGAGGCUGAGUCCGUCCUGCCGGGCGACUCGGUGACCCUCCAGUGUUCUCUUGUCUCCAGGGACAAAGAGGACGGGGUCCAGUGUCCACACGGACACAGGGUGUUCUGGUUCAGAUCAGGAGGAUCCCAUCCAGGUUUCAUGUACACUCAGGAUACACAACCGGGGAACACAAGUUGUGUCUAUCGUCUGUCCAAAAGGAUCCAGAACUCCUCUGAUGCUGGGACUUACCGCUGUGCCGUGGCCUCAUGCGGACAGAUCCUGUUUGGUGGAGGAACCAAAGUGGACACAAGUUCAAACCUGAAAGUGGUUGUCACAGUUCUUGGCGUCCUGUUGGCGUGCUGUGUGACUGUGAUUAUCCUCCUUAUUUUCUACGUGAAUCGAAGGAGAGCUGAAGCAGAAGCAACAAGCGGCGCCUGUAAUCCUGCUCAAUCCCAGCGGACAGCGGAUCAAUCAGCUGACCAGGGCGGAGACGGAGAAGUAAGUAAUUAUGCGGCACUGAAUCUUUCCACAAGACGUGAAGUGAAAAGAGUGAAGAAAAGAGCUUCUUCACAGGAGUGUGUGUACUCCGCUGUGCGAGUGAACACACAACUCCACCUGUAGAGCAGCGAGGCUUCUCAAUGGACGGACUUUGUUCAGCUUUGAAUGUUCAAAACAAAUGAGGGGAAGUUCAUAUUGUCAUUUGAAAUGAAAUGCUUCCUGUUGGUCGAGUUCUUCUUGUGAGACACGUGAGCACGCUGGAAUGUGACUGGUUGUCGAGGCGGAAGGAAAAGACAUCAGUGCCUGAGGAAGAAGUAUGCCAGUUUUCAUUUGCAUGGAAGAUGUCAGAGAAAAGCCUUAUUUCUUCCUCAAGCAGUUACUUUCUAAAUCGCUGCUUUUAUUGUCUUCUUAGUGGAUUAACAGUGUUAUUUUAUUUUAAUCAGUUCUCUGUUCUUUAAUUCUACUGUUUCAGAUCUACAUUGUUUUUUUUAAAUGUUUCAUCUGCUUUUUCAAACGUUCCAAGGAAAUAAAGGGAAUAAAUACAUUC
Gasterosteus aculeatus aculeatus (three-spined stickleback) is the source of this 1697-nucleotide messenger RNA. RefSeq lists its product as uncharacterized. The record is from RefSeq and is a predicted model, not a curated record. Gene Ontology annotation, biological process: response to bacterium. Lineage: Eukaryota; Metazoa; Chordata; Actinopteri; Perciformes; Gasterosteidae.